AUGUAUACUCUUAUUCGAGGAUUUUGCCGUCAAAUUGUUAAGAAAGACGAGUACUCCGUGUUGAUUUUGGGCCUUGAUCAAGCGGGAAAAACGACCUACCUUGAACAGGCAAAGACGAAAUUCAACGAGAAUUACAAGUCGAUACCGCUUCAUAAAAUUACCUCCACCAUCGCACUUGAAGGUAUAAUAAUGAAAUUUUGGGACCUUGGAGGUCAGACUGAACUUCAGUCAUUAUGGGACAAAUACUACAUAGAGUCUCACGGUGUCAUUUUUAUUAUCGAUUCUUCAGAUCCCGGCCGAUUUGACGAAUCAAAGGGAGCCUUUGAUAAAAUGAUCCAAAAUCAUGCACUUGAAGGAGUUCCUCUUUUAAUCAUCGCCAACAAGCAAGACCUCGACUUUGCCUUUCCAGUAUCAGAGAUCAGGCAGGUCUUCCAGGACAGUGCACAUCUUAUCGGAUCUAGAGACUGUUCAAUGCGUGGCGCAUCCGCUCUGAAAGGUGAUGGUGUAAUCGAUGCGAUCCGAUGGAUGGCGGAAAAAAUCAAGAAGAACUCCAUCCAGAGACCUCCAAAUGUUGAAUAA
Molecule: messenger RNA, 579 nt
Organism: Echinococcus granulosus
Lineage: Eukaryota; Metazoa; Platyhelminthes; Cestoda; Cyclophyllidea; Taeniidae
Product: ADP-ribosylation factor-related protein
Exons: 6
Coding region: 1-579 (192 amino acids)
Biological process (GO): intracellular protein transport; protein localization to organelle; Golgi to plasma membrane protein transport
Cellular component (GO): Golgi apparatus
Molecular function (GO): GTPase activity; GTP binding
Source: RefSeq, a predicted model, not a curated record